AUGGGUUCUGCUUCACCAUUCAAGAACGUCCUUCUCUUCGGUGCAGGCGGUGAUCGCAUCGGCUAUCAUGUCUUGAACGCCUUGACGAAGGAUGGCUCGUUCAAUGUCACCGUUCUUGCUCGGGACAGCUCCAGCAGCACGUACCCGCCAACCGUCCAGCUGAGAAAGGUCUCGGACGACUUCCCUCAUGACGAACUGGUUCGCGCCCUUCGAGGCCAGGACGUGGUGGUCUCGACCAUUGGGUUGCUGGCUCAAGCGAACGAGUACAAGCUCGUCGACGCAGCUGUUGAAGCUGGGGUCAAACGCUUUAUUCCCAGCGAAUGGGGGAUGGACAACAGUGAUAUCAACAACCAGGAGUUGUGUCCGGUGUUCAAAGGAAAGGGAGAGAUGGAAAGGUACUUACGCUCGAAGGAGAGUGAAGAUUUCUCGUGGACCGCUCUGGCUACGAGCAUCUGGCUUGAGUGGGCAUUGGAAACAACCUUCCUAGGUAUUGACGCAAAAGCACCAUACAACGUUGGCGUCAGCGGGAAUGGUCGCAAGGUUGACUACUGGCGUGAUGGCACACACGCCUUCUCGUGCACAACGCUUGAGUAUUGCGGGGCCGCCCUGGUUGCUCUGUUAAAGCAUCCGGAGGUCGGGAUCAACCAGCGAGUCUUUCUGUCGCCAUUUGAGGCUUCCCAGAGAGAGAUUAUAGCAGAGCUGGAGAGCCAGCUGAAUGUCGAAUUCGCCACUGCUCAUGCAGAUGACAAGAAGAUUGUGCAGGGAGCACAGACCGACUGGAAGCAGACCAAGAAUGUGUUUUCUGCUUACCAGCUCGUCUCAGCGGGCAUAUUGCUGCCGGAAUACAAGAGCGGUUUCGAGAGCUCCGGCAAGGCGCCCAUUCUAGAACACCUAUUGGAGAUGCCAAAGUUGACGCUCAAAGGUAUUGUGGCGGAGUGGAUCGCAGCUGACAAGUCGAGCAGCGAGCCAAUGGCUACGGCAUAG
This is a messenger RNA of Saxophila tyrrhenica, 984 nucleotides long. RefSeq lists its product as uncharacterized. Lineage: Eukaryota; Fungi; Ascomycota; Dothideomycetes; Mycosphaerellales; Extremaceae. Gene Ontology annotation, molecular function: oxidoreductase activity. The coding region runs from base 1 to 984 and encodes 327 amino acids. The record is from RefSeq and is a predicted model, not a curated record. The transcript has 3 exons.